GAGGUUUUAGCUCCGCGGAUCUCCCCCCACGCGGUCACUUCAUGAUGUCAGCACCUCCUCACUGAGCUCCUCUUGGAUCCUUUCUGCCAAAAGUUCACUCAUUUGUGGAGCGCCAGGAUGGAGCCGCGCGCCGGUUCGGUUCUGCAGAAACAGACGCUCCUCUGCUUCAUACUGGCAGUGGCUCGGUGUGUGCUGGCGCAGGGUUGUGGGUCGCACUACGAAUUUGCCAUUGACGAGUUCUGUCUAGCCAAAUUCCGGCUGGACAUGCAGGAGCUGGACCAGAGUCAGUGGUGUAGCUGGGAGGACACAGUCGAACUGUAUGGAGAGCUCACAAACUGCACGUACCUGGUGGCGCUGAACAUGGGGUGCUACUGGCCCAACCGAAUGGUGGACGAGUUCUUCAUCCGAGUCCACAGGCACUACUUCCACGACUGCUCGCUGUCUGGACGACUUCUCAGGGACCCUCCAAACCGCAUCCUGGGUCCUUUCAUUGUUGUCCCCAUCCUGGUCACCCUCCUGAUGACAGCCCUGGUAGUGUGGAGGAGCAAACGCAGUGAGGGGAUUGUGUAG
Molecule: messenger RNA, 570 nt
Organism: Nematolebias whitei (Rio pearlfish)
Lineage: Eukaryota; Metazoa; Chordata; Actinopteri; Cyprinodontiformes; Rivulidae
Gene: ramp1
Product: receptor activity modifying protein 1
Exons: 3
Coding region: 118-570 (150 amino acids)
Biological process (GO): regulation of G protein-coupled receptor signaling pathway; G protein-coupled receptor signaling pathway; protein localization to plasma membrane
Cellular component (GO): membrane; cell surface; signaling receptor complex
Molecular function (GO): coreceptor activity
Source: RefSeq, a predicted model, not a curated record